AUGAUGUCCUUCCCCAUGGCUGGUUAUCCGCCUUUUUACCCUGUUCAUGCAUAUAUGCCUCCUUCAUACAUAGCAGCUCCUAUUCCCCCGUCAACCCCUAUAUCUACUCUUGCCCUCGAUAAUCACUGGGUCGAGCACACUGCCCAAGAUGGGAGGAAAUAUUACUAUAAUAAUUCAACAAAGCAGACAAGCUGGGAAAAGCCAGAAGAGUUAAAGACAGCCUCAGAAAAGAUACUUGAUGCAUGUCCUUGGAAAGAAUUUAAAUCGGAAAACGGGAGAACCUACUUCUAUAACACCAUAACUAAGCAAUCAAUUUGGGUCAAACCUCACGAACUUGCUGAUGCCGAAAAUAAGGCUGCCGAAUUGAAUAACACUCUCACAGUAGUCUCUGCGCCUGCAAAAUACAAUAUAACUGCGCCGAUUACACCAUUAACGCCAAAGGACACAUCAGCUAGACCUUCUGAGCCUUCCGAAAUAGAACUUGCAAUGAAGGCUACCCUUGCAUCAAUUGAAGCUGAAUCGCAAUCCCAGGAUUCAACCCAGAUUCCGCUACCCUUGAAUGAGCCUGUCGCCUCAUCCAAAGAGGACGAAGACGAAGAAGAGGAGGAGGAAGGUCAGGUCUUGGAGGAAAAUAAAGUGCCCGAAUAUAAAACACGGGGUGAAAUGGCGGAGGGCUUGCGCACUCUAUUCAGAGAUAAAAAUAUCCCAGGAAAUUCAACCUGGGAACAAGCAUUAAGGCUUAUAUCAGAUGAUCCCAGAUACGCUGUUCUUAGAACAUUUAGUGAAAAGAAGCAGAUAUUCAAUGUUUAUAAAACUCAAAAGCAAAAAGAAGAACGAGAAGAACAAAGAUUGAAGGCAAAAAAGGCUAAAGAGGAUUUGGAAAAAUUUUUACUUCAAUGUCCUAAAAUACAUUCAACUCUAUCAUACAUGAAAAUAAACAAUUUGUUAUCUGAUGCGUCCGAGUGGGCUGCGGUUCCCGAGCGCGACAAGCGUGAGAUUUAUGAGGACGUCGUUCAAGAGGUUGCAAAGCGUGAAAAAGAAGAGGCAAAAUCUUUAAGAAAGCGUAACAUUGUCGUUUUUAAGGAGAUCCUUGAGACUAUGCCUGAUCUUACAUAUCAAACAACAUGGAGCGAGGCACAACAGCUUCUUCUUGAGAAUACUAAAUUUACAUCUGAUGCUGAGCUUCAGUCUUUAGACAAAGAAGAUGCUCUCAUAUGCUUCGAAGAGCAUAUUCGGCUAUUGGAGCAAGAACAUGACGAAGAAAAGGAACGUGAGCGACGUCGACAGAAGAGGUUGCAAAGGAAACAUCGGGAGGCAUUCCUUGUAUUGUUGAAUGAACUUCAUAAGCACCAAAAGUUGACAUCUAUUUCUCUAUGGAAAGAUUUGUUCUACGUCAUCAAUCGGGAUGAGCGUUUCGAUAAAAUGCUUGCUCAACGCGGUUCUACCCCUCUAGAUCUAUUCAAAUUUUACGUUGAGUCGCUUAAGGCCCGUCUUCCUGCUGAAAAAAAAAUUAUUAAAGAGAUUCUUAAAGACCGUGGAAUCACUGUAGAAUUGUCCACCAGUUUUGAUAACUUCAUGGAGAUUAUUCAAUCUGACUUGCGAAGUGAAGGAAUUGACUUCGGUAAUGCUCGACUAACCUAUGAAAGCUUAAUAGAAAAGGCCCGCGGUCGAGAACGCGAACGCCAGCGUGAAGACGCCAGACGAUUGAAGAGAUUAGAGCAGGCGUUCUGUGACAUGCUUCGAGCUGCAUCCGAUCCGCCUGUUCGUGUGAAUAGUCCCUGGGAGGAGAUUAGAGAUCGUUUCCAAGCCCAUCCCUCUUAUCAGGUUUGUAUUCCUCUCGUUUUCAUUGAUACUCUAAAUUCAUUCCUAUCGUAA
This is a messenger RNA of Protopolystoma xenopodis, 1875 nucleotides long. The record is from the annotation of a GenBank genome assembly. Lineage: Eukaryota; Metazoa; Platyhelminthes; Monogenea; Polystomatidea; Polystomatidae.